Messenger RNA from Medicago truncatula (barrel medic), 2175 nucleotides. RefSeq lists its product as uncharacterized. The transcript has 2 exons. The record is from RefSeq and is a predicted model, not a curated record. Lineage: Eukaryota; Viridiplantae; Streptophyta; Magnoliopsida; Fabales; Fabaceae. Bases 1354 to 1887 code for a protein of 177 amino acids.
ACACAUCGACAUCGAUGCUAGAUUUUGUACUUCGAUUUGCUAUUGUUAAGAAGAACUUUCAGUCCUUCGUAUCGUAGUAAGUAGUGUGUGAUAAGAGGAAAUCAUAUAGAGUUUUUAGUCCAUUUUUAAAAUUAUUUUAGAGUUAAAGUAGGCGGUUUGAAUGUAUUUUUAUUCGAGUUUUUUAAAGAACUAGAUGUUUGAACCGUGUUAUCGCACAACUCUCUUAAAGUUAAAGACUAAAUUAUAUUUAACAAUUAAUAUGUAAAUUGAUAUUAACAUAUUAAUUUAUAUGAUAAAGGAGAAAGUUAUUAUGAAGGUACUCAAGAAGAAUCGUGAAAGUCUGUCAUGUUUUGAAUCAGGUGCUCCAUAGAAUUAUUGUAUAAGAAAUUGGUAUCUAGUCUAGAAGAAUAGGCAAAUUCAUAAUUGCUACGGUUCUAGAAGAAUAACAACAACAUAUGGCUUUGGUUAUCCCUAUAUUAAGUAGUUCCACAUAUUUAUAUUUAGAUUCCUCUCAAAUAGAAUCCCAUCAAUUUAGAAUUCCAUAAAAGUAAGCAAGAUUUCAUAUUGAACUUAGAAGUUUAAAUAGAAAAUACAAAUAAAUCUGUAGAUUUCAUAUUGACACUUGGAGGGCAUUUUAGUCUUUGUACUUUCUUCUUCUAUAUUUAGAUCAGUUAGUUACAAAGCUCAUUACACAACUGUAUAGAUACCCAUGUAAUAACUGAUUCAUCAAUAAGAAUUUUCCCUCUUUUGUUCAUCUCAUAAUAUGGUAUCAAUUUUACUUUCUCUCUCUCUCUUUGAGAGGAGUUUGUUACGAUUCAGUUAGCUUCCGCCAUUGAUGCAUGAUCCUCAAGCUUCUUCAUCUUUCUCAAUUUUCAUUGAUUUUGUGAACAAUCACAUUGAUUCUUCUUCCAUUCUUCUUGUUUAGAUCUCAAUUUCGUUUUGAGUUAUUUGAUUCGCUUCUUUUUCAUUGUUUCACGCAUCAUCUUUUGCGUCUUUUCUUCGUACUAUGUUCUUCAUUACUGGUAAUUUUCUAGCUUUUCUUCAUCAUCCCUCCUCGUCAAGCUCCUCAGAUUGUUCAAUCAAACACUGAUUCACCGUAUUAUGUGCAUCCUAAUGAAGGACCAAGCUAUGUGAUAGUUACACCUCUUCUUGAUGGUUCUAACUACCUCGCAUGGCAUCGUUCUAUGAAGCGCCCAUUAGGAGCGAAGAACAAACUUUCCUUUGUUGAUGGAUCAAUUCCAAUCCCUCCUAUUGAUGAUUUGAACCGUAGUGCUUGGGAACACUGUAACUACCUGAUCCAUUUUUGGAUUUUGAACUCUGUUUCUCCUCAAAUUGCUCAGACUAUAGUAUUCCAUGAAUAUACCAUUGAUGUAUGGAUUGAGCCGUAGUGCUUGGGAACACUGUAACUACCUGAUCCAUUCUUGGAUUUUGAACUCUGUUUCUCGUCAAAUUGCUCAGACUAUAGUAUUCCAUGAAUACGCCAUUGAUGUAUGGAUUGAGCUUCAAGAACGCCUCUCUAAGGUUGGUAGAGUAAUAAUUUCUUCUUUACAUUCUGUCAUUAACAACUUGAAGCAAGGAAAAAAAUUGUGCUUGAUUACUUGUGCUCACCCUUGUCGUUGUGAAUCCAUGAGAUCGGCUCGCAAUUUUUGUUUGGAGGAUGAAGUCAUUCAGUUUUUGACUCGCUUGAAUGAUACUUUUGAAGUUGUAAAGAAUCCGGUUUUGCUUAUGGAUCCUCUUCCUUCUAUUAACAAAGUUUAUUCAUUGGUCACUCAGGAAGAAAGCAACAAUCAUGGUGUCACUGCACAUUUUUUAACAAGAAUAAUCAUACUGUUGAUUUUUGUUAUCAAAAACAUGGUUUCCCUAAUGCUAACAAGAAUGAAUAUUUGAUGGAUUGAGUCUUGGAGCAAAAGAAAUGGGUUUUGGAACUGAUUCGGUGCAAAAAUACAAAGAUUUGGAGACAAAAAUAUAUCUCCCUCAAGUCAGAAGUUUGGCACGGUCGUGCCACCUCCCAUGACUGCUUUUGCUUAGACUUUAAGCUACUCUAUUUAGUUUUACCAUAAAGCCCUUUGCUUGUGGAACAUUCUAGUGAUGUAAUUGCUUAGAUUUUAAGUCGAAUGUAACCUAUAAAUAGAGUAACUAGUCAUCACAAAUAUUCAUCUUUUCUUUGGAAUUCAA